Messenger RNA from Fomitopsis serialis, 966 nucleotides. RefSeq lists its product as uncharacterized. Lineage: Eukaryota; Fungi; Basidiomycota; Agaricomycetes; Polyporales; Fomitopsidaceae. The coding region runs from base 103 to 666 and encodes 187 amino acids. The transcript has 2 exons. The record is from RefSeq and is a predicted model, not a curated record.
CUUUGACUUCAACCAUCACAGUCUGCGUCUGCCCUCAGCAGUGUGCAACCCCUUCCCUCGAUCAUUGACGAUCAUACACUCUCAAAGCAGCACCAUCAUAUCAUGCAGAAACAUCGUUCCACUCACUCCAUCGACCUUCCAACUCUCGAUCCGCCGGGCACUAAACGCAAGCUUCAUCGGCCCUUUGCAUUCACGAAAGUUAGGCCAAGAUACGAUCAGGUUGAGGGUUAUAUAGUCGCCGCAGAGCCCUUCGACACCUUACCCCGUGCCCUCAUUGCUUCCCGUCGACUCGCAUACAAGCCACCCGUCAUGCGCUAUGCGUGGCUCGCUCCUCGAGACUUGCUCCUCGACUAUGCACGAUCGCAUAAGCUGACGAGACAAUAUGGUCGCGAACUCAGCGAGUUCGAUACCAUGGAACGAGCGUUGGGCGUAAUCAGCAAGAAAUGCGGCGCACUGAUCCCCGACACUUUGCUCGAGUUACGUUCUACGCUUCUUGGCGGCAUGGAGCGCAGAACGCUCGUCAUAUCGUUAUACACCAACUACGAUCUGAAGCGGAGGGACCUUCCAUCGGACAAUGCUAUCGAGCUGAUACGGAAAGCGUUGGAUCUCAGAGGAUCCCCGAGGUGGUUCUUGGAUGGUAUGGACUGGCGGUGGUCGUAUUGGUGAUGCUGCGCUGUCGUUUUCCGCCCCUUUUCUCACCGCUUCAGGGUAAGCCUACUUUUUGUCGCCCUUAACUUUCUGAUUUGCGCUGACGGUUGAUCUUUAGCGCCACCUUCAUACCUCGUCGAGGAUACCCAGAUUCAGACUGCACGCUUUCAGACUGCUCUCGUAUUGACACGUCGCCAGCCCACCCUCCUCCCUCAUCCUAGAUUGCUCGUGCAUUUUUCCUCACGCAUCUUGUAUCAUAGAUAUAGUUGCACGUACGCUGUAUUCUUACUACGCUAUACAAGACUCUGUCAGACGCUA